AUGGCCCUCGUCAUCGAGGAGGCAAUCGCAAUCGAAACAACGCCGGCCGCCGAGUUCCAGUUCCACCCCGCGACCACGGCCCUCGUCAUCGAGGAGGCAAUCGCAAUCGAAACAACGCCGGCCGCCGAGUUCCAGUUCCACCCCGCGACCACGGCCCUCGUCAUCGAGGAGGCAAUCGCAAUCGAAACAACGCCGGCCGCCGAGUCCCAGUUCCACCCCGCGCAACCCUCGAGGAGCAGCUCAACCCUCCACGAAAUAGGAUCAAUGAGCUGCACACCUGUGUGCGUUUCGAGCUCAGAGAAUAUGGAAGCCCACGCGGCUCCGGGUGCGCAAUCUGCAAUGGUCUCCACUUCUUGUACGAGUGUGAAGACUGCGGACGCCUGA
Messenger RNA from Aspergillus aculeatus ATCC 16872, 384 nucleotides. RefSeq lists its product as uncharacterized. The record is from RefSeq and is a predicted model, not a curated record. The transcript has a single exon. The coding region runs from base 1 to 384 and encodes 127 amino acids. Lineage: Eukaryota; Fungi; Ascomycota; Eurotiomycetes; Eurotiales; Aspergillaceae.